Molecule: messenger RNA, 4371 nt
Organism: Hypomesus transpacificus
Lineage: Eukaryota; Metazoa; Chordata; Actinopteri; Osmeriformes; Osmeridae
Gene: vipr1b
Product: vasoactive intestinal peptide receptor 1b
Exons: 13
Coding region: 280-1629 (449 amino acids)
Biological process (GO): cell surface receptor signaling pathway; adenylate cyclase-modulating G protein-coupled receptor signaling pathway
Cellular component (GO): plasma membrane
Molecular function (GO): vasoactive intestinal polypeptide receptor activity; peptide hormone binding; G protein-coupled peptide receptor activity
Source: RefSeq, a predicted model, not a curated record
CCUGAAUGGAGAAUCGACCGCUACAAUUAAAGAAGAUCCAACGACCAAAGGGCGUGCGCAAGUUAAGGUGAACGCGCACUGCAGCCACUGGCGAAGUUAUCCCUGCUAGUGUUGACGGCUUCACGCUAUACACUGACUACUGUGCCGAUGAAAAGUCUUUGGAGUGAUCUCAAAGUAGUUCAAUCUAGUUUGGAGACCAAUUUUUUAUUUAUUGAAUUACAAACUCCGGACAAAUUCAAGGGACUUUAACAGUUUAGUCUUUGUCAGAACUCAAAUAACAUGAUGGAUGCCUCUAAAUGCGCGAUUCUUCUACUUUCAAUACACCUCGUGCUGUCUGUGGUGUCGUCCAUGCAGAUGUGUGAUGUGGUGAAUGAGAUUGAGCAGGAGAAAGAGCACUGCGAGAACAGAACCGCAGGGAAUGUCACGGAAGGUUGCCAAGGGAUGUGGGACUCGAUCGCCUGUUGGCCAUCAGCAAAGUUUGGAGAGGUGGUCACAAUAUUCUGCCCUACUUACUUCAGUUACUUUAGUGAUCAGCAUAAAGGUAAAGUGAAUCUGUCUAAGACCUGCACCACAGAUGGCUGGACAGAGAUGCACCCCAUCGACAUCGCUCUGAACUGUGGGUACAACAUGAACAACACGGGCGACGACGGAAAAUUUUUCUCGCAAGUGAAGAUUGGUUAUACUAUUGGCCACAGUGUUUCUUUAAUCUCCCUCAUCGCAGCCAUCAUCAUACUGUGUAUAUUCAGGAAACUCCACUGCACCAGGAACUACAUCCACAUGCAUCUUUUCGUGUCGUUCAUACUGAAAGCCAUCGCUGUUUUCAUCAAGGACGUUGUCCUCUAUGAAGUCGGAGAGGUCGACAACUGUUCCCCUGGAUCUAUGGGCUGCAAGGCGGUGAUAGUCUUCUUCCAGUACUGCAUCAUGGCCAGCUUUUUCUGGCUCCUGGUUGAGGGCCUUUAUCUCCACGCCCUAUUGGCUGUGUCUUUCUUCUCAGAGAGGAAGUACUUCUGGUGCUACAUUCUGAUUGGCUGGGGAGGACCAAUGCUUUUUAUCACGGCUUGGAGCUUUGCCAAAGCUUACUAUAAUGAUGUCGGGUGCUGGGAUAUCAUUGAGAAUACCGAUAUGUUCUGGUGGAUCAUUAAAACGCCCAUACUGGCAUCAAUUCUGAUGAACUUCAUUCUCUUCAUCUGCAUCAUCCGGAUACUUCGCCAGAAGAUUAACUGCCCAGACAUUGGAAGGAACGAGUCUAACCAGUACUCGCGGUUGGCUAAAUCAACUCUUCUGUUGAUUCCCCUAUUUGGGAUCAAUUUCAUCGUGUUUGCCUUCAUCCCAGAGCAGGUGAAGACUGAGCUGCGCCUGGUGUUCGACCUGAUACUAGGAUCUUUCCAGGGCUGCGUGGUGGCCGUCUUAUACUGCUUCCUUAACGGAGAGGUUCAGGCUGAGAUCAAGAGGAAGUGGAGAAGGUGGCACCUGCAGAGGUACAUGAGCUCCUCGGACACCAAGUACCAGCAUCCUUCCAUGGGCAGCAACGGCACCAACUUCAGCACCCAGAUCUCCAUGUUGACGCGUUCCAGUCCUAAAACACAGCACGCCUCCUCGUACUGCCAGGACGAGUCCUCCAUCAUCUGAACGCACACGCAGGACGUGCGCACACAGACAUGCUGACAAGCACACGUGCUAAUAUACAGUCUCUCUCUAUCUCACGUUCACUCUCUCGCUCUUGUCUCCUCACACACGCACGCACACGCACACACAUGAAUGACAUCAAGAAUGUGAAAGCACUAGUUCCUUGUUAAAGAGAGCUAAGAGAUACUAUUCCAGACUAAACCAAUGAGUAUCUUCUCUCUGUGUAAAAGUCUUGCUGGUUGGUUACUUGACUGUGCAGGCAGUGUAACAUCUUAAGAACCCUUCUUGUCGGAGUACAUAGAAUGGAGUGGAGUCAGGUGGCUGAGCGGUGAGGGAAUCGGGCUAGUAAUAUGUGGUAUUUUAUACCAAGAAAACACGGGAUUAGAACGCUCUCCCUGGGCUCGUGGCUGAAGGACAUUAGAAGGACCACUGAAAUUCACAAGAGCAGAGGACAAAGCCAGCACAAUCCAGGACAAGAGUUUAUAUCUGGUUUAUGUCUGGAAGGAUAUUAAUCUGUGAAAUAUGUAAAUGAUCUGCUCUUAUUAGCUAUUCUUAUUAAGAAGUGUGUUCUGUUAUGGCAUCUUAUCUAUUAUGGUCCCUCUCCCUCUGCUUUCCCUUAACAGAUCAUUCCUAGGUCAACUAUCUGGCUGUGUGUUAUAUUCCCUACUUGUGUGACAGUGCGUUUCUUAGCUCUCAACACUCCAGUUAUGAUAGCCCCAAAUCUGUCAUAAGAUGUCUUAAGGGUGACAGUGAUGUGUGACAGCACAAAGUGGGAUCAAAUAUUUUUCAAGUUGUGGCACAUAGCUGUGAAAUCUGAUUUGUCUAAAGGACGUUGUUUUUGAAACCAUGUGGUUGGAGUUAAUAAGAGAUUGAUUUAAAAACUAGUAAAUGGUUUUUUUUUUGUAUUGAACCCCAGAACAGAGUCUCUUUAACUCACAAUACUAAGACACAAAGCACUGAAAAUCUUCAACCACUGUCCAGAAAUCAAUAAUCUUUUUUUAUUCCCUCAGUCAAGUUUGGGUACAGCACAGCAGACAAAAAUAUUUGUAAUAAACAGUUAAGUGUAAUUUUCAUUGUGAGUCAUAGAUUGGAACAAGUUUAUGUUAAAGAUAUGCCUUGCCAUAAGUAAUUGAAUAAGAACAAAACGACUGUCUCUUCUACUGUGAUUGUACAUCUGUGUCACUUUGCAUCAUUUUGUCUCUCUGGACCCUACGUGACUGUCAUGCUAAUGAGUGCCAGCUAUCUGUGGGUGUGACAAGCGCUAUAAGAAUGCCUUACAAUGAUUGGAUAUUGUACAGGAAGUGUACAGUACAGAACACUGUUCAGAGGCAGUGUUUGUGGUUUCACAAGGUGCAUCAAUCUGGGUCAUUUAAGCUACAAGCAAAAGGAUUCACUUUUUCUAUCACUGGAUUUCACUAGUCUUCAAUAACACUUCACAACAAUCACAGCAUUGACAGGAUUUCCUGAUACACUGGUAGAUGCUAGAUGCUAUUUUGACACUGGACAUUUCCCCCAACCUACAGUAGCAGAUUCUCCCAUUGCAUAGGACAACUCUACAUGAUGUACGGGUUUCCAUCGACAUGCGUGGCUGCAUGUUGUCGUCUGACGUGGACACGACUGACACGUCCUUGCUAAGCAGAAUGCCCACAUGGGGCUACACGGUUUACUGAAGCCAUCACUUCCUUAAUGAGGAGUCAGACUUGCUCUGUUAGGAGAGUUGUGUCUUUGCUAAAGCGCUGUGGCAGUAUGUCUAUUUCUGCUGAGGAUAAGGGUUGGCUUUUUAACCUGCAGAGUCAGGAGAGACGAUGGGAGUUGCGUAAAGGCCGGAGAAGCGACAAAGUGUUAAGCUGUCCUGUCAUGGUGAUGCUCUUGUUGUGCUUUCCAGCUCACAUGGUUAGACUUGUAGCUAUACCUCCCUUUUGUUCCUCAAAGGAAGUCAAGUCCUACCCUGCGUGUAAGCUUCGGGGGUUGGACGUGCUAGACCCACCAGGAUACUCAGAGCAGGUGUGUUUCUGCAGAUUCAGAAACUCUUGAGAUGUGAUAUUUUCCAAUGUGGAUGUUGUACCUUUUUGGGAUAUUGAUGAUAAAAUUCACAGUUUGGUGGCUGGUUUCUCUUUUAAUGUCGUGUGUCAGCCAAAGUACCUCUGGUGUCAUGAUGAAUAAUGUACCUUGUUUUCAAACUAAUGUUCAUGUUAAAAAAAAAAAAUGUUUUAUCUCUGUUUAUUAAACAAUUUAUGGAUUGUGGUAAUGUCCUCUGGGAUGGUUAUUGUGUAAUAUGUAAAAUGAUACUGUAAGUAAUUCAAUACAAUAUUUAGUUAUCAAUAAUUGUAAAUGUGUAGUAAGAUGUACAGUGUAUAAUAUGAAAUAGAUGUAUUCUCACAUGUGAUAUGUUGAUUUGUUAGAAUUUGUUGUGUAGGAACUGGAUGUUGUAAUUUAAUAUAUUUAUACGUAUAUGUCUAUUUAUAUAAAGGACUAUGGGUAAUGUAUACUCAGUUCAAAGCAUGCAGCAACAGUAAAAUGAUGUGUUAUGUACUGUACAUGCCAUGAAGAUGUUUCUCACUGAAAAUAGAAGUGUACCAGAAGUGGUAAUUUAAUGUAAUGCUCAUGCCCACAUACAAAACAAGCCAAUAUUUUUAUAUCAUGUAUUUUCUCCUUUCAUUUUAAUGUACAAAAUAUGUAAAUAUUUUGUUAUAUUGUUAUAAUUCACAAUUCAAACCAAUAGAAAUAAACAUUUUAAGAACCACA